UUUGGUUUUGUGAGGCGCCGCGCGGCAUGGCAAACAUUAGAGCGUAUAAAUAUGCCGACAAAUUGCGACUAUUAAUCAUUCGACCCAUAGAUUCCAUCGAUAAAACAAUUAGCUUGGAGAUCUAUACCCAACAUGAAACUUUUCAUUGCGUGCAUCUUCAUUGCCGCAGCGACGGCUGCAGUGAUUCCUGUCGAACAAGCCAGGCACCGUCGCGACGUCUCCGAGGUCGUCAACGAUUACGUCCCGCCAGCAGAGGAAGUUGCCCUCGAUGCACCCCUCGGGGAGAUCGCCCAAGACUCGGCUGUCGUGGGAGAGGAUGGAUACCGUUACAAGACCGUGCGACGACUAAAACUACGUCAUCGUCGUGACGUGUCGGAGAUCGCCAACGAAUACCUGCCCCCAUCUGAGGAGGUUGUCACCGAGGCCCCUGUGGAGGAAGCUCCCGUCGAGGAAGCCAGCCAGGACUCCGCUGUCCUUGCUGCCGAUGGAUACCAGUACAAGACUGUGCGUCGCCUGAAGUACCGUCAGCGUCGUGAUGUGUCGGAGAUCGCCAACGAAUACCUGCCCCCAUCUGAGGAGGUUGUCACCGAGGCCGCCAUUGAGGAAGCUCCCGUCGAGGAAGCCAGCCAGGACUCCGCUGUCCUUGCCGCCGAUGGAUACCAGUACAAGACUGUGCGUCGCCUGAAGUACCGCCAGCGUCGUGACGUGUCGGAGAUCGCCAACGAAUACCUGCCCCCAUCUGAGGAGGUUGUCACCGAGGCCCCUCUGGAGGAAGCUCCCGUCGAGGAAGCCAGCCAGGACUCCGCUGUCCUUGCCGCCGAUGGAUACCAGUACAAGACUGUGCGUCGCCUGAAGUACCGUCAGCGUCGUGAUGUCUCUGAGAUCGCCAGCGAAUACCUGCCCCCAUCUGAGGAGGUUGUCACCGAGGCCCCUCUGGAGGAAGCUCCCGUCGAGGAAGCCAGCCAGGACUCCGCUGUCCUUGCCGCCGAUGGAUACCAGUACAAGACUGUGCGUCGCCUGAAGUACCGUCAGCGUCGUGAUGUGUCGGAGAUCGCCAACGAAUACCUGCCCCCAUCUGAGGAGGUUGUCACCGAGGCCCCUCUGGAGGAAGCUCCCGUCGAGGAAGCCAGCCAGGACUCCGCUGUCCUUGCCGCCGAUGGAUACCAGUACAAGACUGUGCGUCGCCUGAAGUACCGUCAGCGUCGUGAUGUGUCGGAGAUCGCCAACGAAUACCUGCCCCCAUCUGAGGAGGUUGUGGCCGAUGCGCCCGUUGAGGAAGCUCCCGUCGAGGAAGCCAGCCAGGACUCCGCUGUCCUUGCUGCCGAUGGAUACCAGUACAAGACUGUGCGUCGCCUGAAGUACCGUCAGCGUCGUGAUGUCUCUGAGAUCGCCAGCGAAUACCUGCCCCCAUCUGAGGAGGUUGUCACCGAGGCCCCUCUGGAGGAAGCUCCCGUCGAGGAAGCCAGCCAGGACUCUGCUGUCCUUGCCGCCGAUGGAUACCAGUACAAGACUGUGCGUCGCCUGAAGUACCGCCAGCGUCGUGAUGUCUCUGAGAUCGCCAACGAUUACCUGCCCCCAUCUGAGGAGGUUGUCACCGAGGCCCCUCUGGAGGAAGCUCCCGUCGAGGAAGCCAGCCAGGACUCCGCUGUCCUUGCCGCCGAUGGAUACCAGUACAAGACUGUGCGUCGCCUGAAGUACCGCCAGCGUCGUGAUGUCUCUGAGAUCGCCAACGAAUACCUGCCCCCAUCUGAGGAGGUUGUCGCCGAGGCCCCUCUGGAGGAAGCUCCCGUCGAGGAAGCCAGCCAGGACUCUGCUGUCCUUGCCGCCGAUGGAUACCAGUACAAGACUGUGCGUCGCCUGAAGUACCGCCAGCGUCGUGAUGUCUCUGAGAUCGCCAACGAAUACCUGCCCCCAUCUGAGGAGGUUGUCGCCGAGGCCCCUCUGGAGGAAGCUCCCGUCGAGGAAGCCAGCCAGGACUCUGCUGUCCUUGCCGCCGAUGGAUACCAGUACAAGACUGUGCGUCGCCUGAAGUACCGCCAGCGUCGUGAUGUCUCUGAGAUCGCCAACGAUUACCUGCCCCCAUCUGAGGAGGUUGUCACCGAGGCCCCUCUGGAGGAAGCUCCCGUCGAGGAAGCCAGCCAGGACUCCGCUGUCCUUGCCGCCGAUGGAUACCAGUACAAGACUGUGCGUCGCCUGAAGUACCGUCAGCGUCGUGAUGUGUCGGAGAUCGCCAACGAAUACCUGCCCCCAUCUGAGGAGGUUGUCAAAGAGGCCGCCAUUGAGGAAGCUCCCGUCGAGGAAGCCAGCCAGGACUCUGCUGUCCUUGCCGCCGAUGGAUACCAGUACAAGACUGUGCGUCGCCUGAAGUACCGCCAGCGUCGUGAUGUCUCUGAGAUCGCCAACGAAUACCUGCCCCCAUCUGAGGAGGUUGUCACCGAGGCCGCCAUUGAGGAAGCUCCCGUCGAGGAAGCCAGCCAGGACUCCGCUGUCCUUGCCGCCGAUGGAUACCAGUACAAGACUGUGCGUCGCCUGAAGUACCGUCAGCGUCGUGAUGUCUCUGAGAUCGCCAACGAAUACCUGCCCCCAUCUGAGGAGGUUGUGGCCGAUGCGCCCGUUGAGGAAGUUGCCCAGGACUCUGCCGUUCUCGGCGAUGAUGGCUACCAGUACAAGACCGUGCGUCGCCUGAAGCUGCGCCACCGUCGUGCCCUGUAAGCACCUGUAAGAAAUGUACCUGUGUCUCGUUCACGACUCGAAUCAUUUUCCCAUCCGCUCCCCCCCCACCAAGAACAACCCACUAUUAGGCUUUAAGUAAGAAGGA
This is a messenger RNA of Drosophila obscura, 2818 nucleotides long. Its product is annotated as fibrous sheath CABYR-binding protein. The record is from RefSeq and is a predicted model, not a curated record. Lineage: Eukaryota; Metazoa; Arthropoda; Insecta; Diptera; Drosophilidae. Gene Ontology annotation, molecular function: calcium ion binding. Gene Ontology annotation, biological process: negative regulation of protein sumoylation.